Chondrus crispus (carragheen) is the source of this 615-nucleotide messenger RNA. RefSeq lists its product as hypothetical. NCBI's taxonomy places the organism in Eukaryota, Rhodophyta, Florideophyceae, Gigartinales, Gigartinaceae. Bases 1 to 615 code for a protein of 204 amino acids. The record is from RefSeq and is a predicted model, not a curated record. The transcript has a single exon.
AUGUCGCGCCCUCUAUUUUAUCGCAUUUUUUCUCACGUUGUCAUGCACAACCAGUUCUUGCGCCGUGGGCUAAAACCAGAUUGCACGGGAAAGUCUGGUGCUUCACUCUUGCAGAAGGUAGUCGCAUCCUUACGGUACUUGGCAUAUGGCUUUCCUGCAGAUAGUUUAGAUGAAUAUGUUAGACUAGGGAAGACAACUACGCUGCAGUCGAUGAAACAAUUUUGCUGGUCGGUUGCACAACAAUUUGGUCCCCGUUAUUUGCGCGCGCCCACCGCCACAGAACUUAACGAGAUUGCCUCCUCGCUUGAAAAACUAGGAUUCCCUGGCUGCAUUGGGUGCUUGGAUUGCGUGGGGUGGGAUUGGGAGCAGUGCCCCAAAGCGUUUCAGGGCAUAAAUGUGGGGAAAGAAAGGAAGCCUACGUUACGUAUGGAAGUGAUCUGCGACAUGGACCUAAGAAUUUGGCAUUUAUGUUUCGGCUUUCUGGGCUCGAUGAACGAUAUUAAUAUUCUUAGUGUGAGUCCACACUUCGCAAAUAUUCUAAAUGGGAGUUAUCCCCCGAUUGAUAUACAGUAUGUUAUAUUGAUGGAGAGGUGUUCACUUGGAGUUACUAUUUAG